CGAGCGCCAUAGUAGCCAAACCAUUACCAUGGUAUCUACUCGCAGUGUUUACAUACAUACUGCUAUCUGUGGGUAUUCUGUGCAGUUACUGUUAACGUAUCAAAAAUCCCUCGGAUCGUCUAGACUAGCAUCGACUGGGGCUCCAUGUGUGCAGUAGGGUGUCAAGGAUAACUUGACUGUUGCAAUGUCGUACACUACUGCACCGCGCUUGACGGUCCGGUAACUAUGGCCACGGUUCUUGCCAGACGUGCAGAUGAUUUGCGAAACACUGCUACUUUUGGGGUAUCUUCCCCGAAAUAUAUGAGGCCAGGCUCGCUAUUAUGAAGUUGUCGAAACAUAUCCUUGUAAGCUCGAGCAACUGUGCACGGCACUCGUGGUCCCUGGCAUAGGUCGUAGCACAUUGCGCAAGCGUUCGACACUAUUCACCUUGAUCAUCCACUUCGUUGCUCCCCGGUCAAGAGGGAGGUGGCAACCCCCUGCGUUCUACAUCUCCAUUGCGAACGAGACCAGGAGAACGAUCUCCUUAUAAACCUCAACGUUGGCCCCGCCAUCUGAAAGUUGACAUAAUCCAUUUUGUCUGGUGUUUUCAAUUUCACUUCAUGGCUAUAAGCUUACUACGCUGCAUUGCCGUAUGACCCAUUGACCGAGGGAAACCUAUUCCAUGAACGGUAUGGAGGCGGAGCCGUGGGUGCUAUUGUCGUUGGGAACAUUCUUCGUUGUGCUUCGACUUUAUGCGCGAUGGAGUAAAGUUGGAUUCCGAAACCUGGAUUGGGAUGACUAUCUCAUGGUAGUGUUCGUUAUUGGUUUCGCAGGCGAUGUUGCUCUAGCCUAUACAGUCGGCGCACUCUUCGAUGGAUUGACCAACAGUUAUAUGACCGAUGCAGAGCGUGCAGCACUCUCUCCGUUAUCAUCAGAAUACGAAAAACGACAAUGGGGUUCCAAGAUCCAGGUAGCGGGCUGGACCCUCUACGUAUUCGACAUAUGGUGCAUUAAAUUUUCCUUCGCCGUCUUUUUUAGCCGCUUGACAUCGGGAGUUCCCCAUUUGCGUAUGCGGGUUCGUAUAGCAUAUAUUUUACUCAUCGCUACCUAUCUGUUUGUGACGAUAGGGCUGCUGGUGAGCUGCCAGCCGUUCCAUCAUUUUUGGCAGAUUAAUCCGAAUCCUGGAGCAUUAUGCCAACCGACAAAUUCGCCAUUCUAUGUUUUGGCAGCCCUGAUUUCAGAUGUCGCCACCGAUCUCUACUUGGGUUCGAUCCCUUUGUCUCUCUUAUGGGGAGUACAAAUACCUUUGAGGAAGAAAAUUAUAUUGCUAGGACUUUUUGGCGGUUCUAUCUUCAUUAUCGUAGCCGGUCUCAUUCGAGGAGUGGUUAUCCUAACUGCUGGCCCGGAAGGGGCUGUGACGGGAAGUCAAUGGGCAAAUCGCGAGACGUUCGUCGCCGCCAUCAUCGGAAACCUUCCUGCUUCCCAACCUUUGCUCCGAGCUUGGGCUUCCAAAGUCGGCCUAAGUGGCAUAUUCUCUAGAUCUGAUCCUACUAAGGGCCAAAGUCACCCCUUAAGCAGUAUGGAUCAUACCAAGGAUAGAAGAGUGGCCCCAGUCACAUACUACAACGGAACUGCUUGGGCAAGCGACGAAAGAAUCGUUGAAGACACGAGCGGUGACUCGAUCGAGCGGUUCGACCAUAACUCGAAAAACAUUAUUGUUACACAUGACCUGACAGUGAAAUCAGAAUCUUUAGAUGGCAAAUGAGCCUGGCUCCGGGGGUAAAUGUAUUAUAUAACACGAAACCUGUUUUUCUAGCGUACAACAUACUACAACAACUCAUAUAUAAGGAUACGGUUAACGAAAAGUUAUUGGUAGCCUAUCUAAUUCAUUAAUACUAUAUAUAUAUAACAACAA
Messenger RNA from Xylaria bambusicola, 1894 nucleotides. RefSeq lists its product as uncharacterized. The record is from RefSeq and is a predicted model, not a curated record. Lineage: Eukaryota; Fungi; Ascomycota; Sordariomycetes; Xylariales; Xylariaceae. The transcript has 6 exons. Bases 662 to 1744 code for a protein of 360 amino acids.